AUGUCCCAAGCUGUCGUUGAUCACUUUCAGCAGGCAUUCUCCUCAGAGGUCUCUCACGCACACAGGCUCAGGGUGGGUUUUAGAGUUAUCCCAUCUCACUUUCUUUCGGCUUUAGAUAGGGAGGUGUCGAUGGAGGAAUUAAAAAAGACGGUUUUUGCCUUACCUGGUGAUAAGGUACUUGGGUCGGACAGUUUCCCUCUUAUCUUUUUUUAUAAGUUUUGGAGUCGUAUUAGUUCAGAGCUUUUAGAAAUGAUAAGGGGGUUUUUGAGGAGAGGGGAGUUGUUCAAGCAUGUGAAUUCUACGUUUAUUGCUCUAAUACCAAAGAAAUCAGUGAUUGCUACUUUGGGAGAUAUUAGACCUAUUAGUCUGCUUACGAGCCUUUACAAAAUAGUGGCUAAGGUUCUGGUUGAGAGACUUAAGGAGGUCCUACCUGAAGUAAUUUCAGGACCACAAGCAGCUUUUGUAAAGGAUAGAUUGAUCACUGAUGGUGUACUAGUAGCACAAGACUGCAUUCACUCUAAAAUUAUUGAUGGCAAUCUUAGAGUUGUCAUUAAAUUAGAUAUGGAGAAGGCAUAUGACAUAGUAGAGUGGAAGGUUUUACUUGAAAUAAUGAGAAAUAUGGGUUUCAGUUUUCGGCUUCCUAAUGAUGGCCCUUGUGUUUCUCAUCUACAGUAUGCAGAUGACACUCUUUUAUUUUGUGGAGCUCAGAGAACUGAAGUAUCCAAUAUUGUUGUUUUUCUGAAGUGUUGUGAAAAGGUUUUAGGCUUCAAAGUAAAUUUUACAAAAACUAGCAUGGUGGGCCUUAUUUGCACAGAGGAGGAUGUUUCUCUUUUAGCUCAGGAAUUUGGUUGCAAGAUGGAUAAGUUUCCUAUUACGUACUUGGGUGUGCCUUUAUCUGUUGGUAGGCUCCCCAUUGCAGUAUGGGACAAAAUUCUUCAGUGCAUUCAAAUGAAGUUAGAUCUUUGGAAGUUCAAAUACUUAUCUUUUGAGGGCAGAAUUAAGCUUAUUAAGCCAUAUUUGGAGGUGGUUUUUCGUGAAGAUGGGAGUUGCAUUGGUAAUGCCCCUCUCAGUAGUGGGGAUAAUAGAGGGCCUCUAGAUUCCAUUUUCGAAGCUGGGGACUAUUAUUGGUCGAUAGGCAACCUGGGUGUAUCUGGCUUUGGAGGAGUGAUUCGAGAUUGGGAUGGAGAUGUGGUUCUUUUUUAUGAAGGUCCUCUUGGUGUUCGGACUGCUAACUUCGCUGAACUCUCUGCCCUUCUUUUUGGUCUGCGUACUAUUGUAGAUAGGAAAUUGGGGCAUGAGUUCAUUUUAGAGGGGGAUUCUCGUAAUGUAAUAUUGUGGUGCAAGAAGGAACAACUUUUCCCAUGA
Amborella trichopoda is the source of this 1365-nucleotide messenger RNA. NCBI's taxonomy places the organism in Eukaryota, Viridiplantae, Streptophyta, Magnoliopsida, Amborellales, Amborellaceae. The record is from RefSeq and is a predicted model, not a curated record.